AUGGAAUUGGAAAUACUAUAUACAAGCCCUGUAAAUCCAAAGCAUUACGGGUAUCUCACGACUGUGCUACUAUUAAGUGGUCUUGUGUUUAUGGCGAUUUUCUUUACACGUGCUGUAGCUCCCAAGAAGAAUGCUCUUGUGGAGUUAGUACUGGCUUUGAUAUCAUCCUUGCUCCUGGGUUUUGGCACACUCUUUCUCUUCCUAUGGGCAGAGAUUUACGUAUAA
Molecule: messenger RNA, 225 nt
Organism: Peronospora belbahrii
Lineage: Eukaryota; Oomycota; Peronosporomycetes; Peronosporales; Peronosporaceae
Source: the annotation of a GenBank genome assembly